Molecule: messenger RNA, 1552 nt
Organism: Arabidopsis arenosa
Lineage: Eukaryota; Viridiplantae; Streptophyta; Magnoliopsida; Brassicales; Brassicaceae
Source: the annotation of a GenBank genome assembly
AGAGAGAAACGCUGGCGAAUAGAUUUUAGAUGUGUUUUCUUGGAAGUCUUUAGAAAACGAAGAAGAAGAACCAGAGGUUGAAAACGACGGCGUAGUAGUUUGUAUCAGAGAUGGCGAUGAAGGGUUAUUUGGAUGAGUAUGAAAAGCUUGUUAUUAGGAUGAACACUCCAAGGGUCGUUAUCGACAAUGGUGUUUGUUCUUCAGCGACAAUCGUCAAGGUUGAUAGUUCAAGAAGAAAUGGGAUAUUGUUAGAAGCUGUCCAAAUUCUCACAGAUUUGAAUCUCUCCAUUAAAAAAGCUUACAUUUCUUCUGAUGGAAGAUGGAACAUGGAUGUUUUUCAUGUGACUGACUUAAACGGAAACAAAUUGAAUGACCAGAGCGUCUUGAGAUACAUUGAACAGUCGAUUGAGACGGUUUACUAUGGAGAAAACAUUGAAGUAAACGGUUUAACAGCUUUAGAGUUAACCGGAACAGACCGAAUCGGUUUACUGUCCGAGAUGUUUGCGGUUCUCUCUGAUCUCAACUGUGAUGUGGUUGACGCUAAGCUAUGGACACAUAAUGGUAGAGUUGCUUCUGUGAUCUAUCUCAGAGAUGGUAGCUCAGGAGCUCCGAUUCUUGAUUCUCACCGGAUAUCAAAGAUCGAGGGACGGUUAAAGAAUGUUUUGAAUGGCGACAACGAUGUUAACUCUGCUGCAAAGACUUGUGUUUCUGUGGAUUCGAUGAUGCACAUAGAACGUAGACUUCAUCAGCUAAUGUUUGAAGAUAGAGACUAUGAGAGGAGAUCCAAUAAACAAGAGAGAUCUCCAACGGUGGUUGUGACGGUUCAGAAUUGGGCUGAGAGGGGUUACUCUGUCGUUAAUGUUCAUUGUCGGGACCGGACCAAGCUUCUAUUCGAUGUGGUUUGUACGUUGACCGAUAUGGAAUAUGCCGUGUUCCAUGCUACUAUCAACACGGCUGAAGACCAAGCUCACUUGGAAUUCUAUAUCCGGCAUAAGGAUGGAUCACCGAUAAGUUCGGAAGCAGAGAGGCAACGAGUGAUUCUAUGCUUAGAAGCUGCAGUUGAAAGAAGAGCACUAGAGGGAGUGAGAUUAGAGCUGAGGCAUCCAGACAAACAAGGUUUACUAGCGGAAGUAACGCGAACAUUCAGAGAAAACGGUUUGAAUGUUACAAGAACAGAGAUAUCAACUACUAGCGACAUAGCUACAAACAUAUUCUAUGUAACUGAUGCAAAUGGUGACGAACCAGACUUCAAAUUGAUUGAAUCAGUUAGGGAGAAAAUCGGUUUGGAGUGUUUAAGAGUGAAGGAAAUGCCAACAAUGAAUCAUAAGAAGGGAGAUGGAGAAGAACAACAGACCAAAGCAGUGUUGGUUUCACUUGGGAGUUUGGUUUGGAGAAAUCUAUUCAACUUUGGUCUUAUCAAAUCAUGUUCUUAAAUCAUUCAAAUCUUUGGUUAACCAAACCACCGGUUCGAUGAAAUUCAUCCUUUGAGAGGCACGCGGAUUUUGUUUAAGAAGUCUGCGUGCCUUAGAAAGGAUAAAGUUUUUUAUCGGUG